Molecule: messenger RNA, 4408 nt
Organism: Paralichthys olivaceus (Japanese flounder)
Lineage: Eukaryota; Metazoa; Chordata; Actinopteri; Pleuronectiformes; Paralichthyidae
Gene: sgpl1
Product: sphingosine-1-phosphate lyase 1
Biological process (GO): sphingolipid catabolic process; carboxylic acid metabolic process
Cellular component (GO): endoplasmic reticulum
Molecular function (GO): pyridoxal phosphate binding; sphinganine-1-phosphate aldolase activity
Source: RefSeq, a predicted model, not a curated record
CGUGGUCAAAUAACAGAUCUACAACUCAUCAGGAACCUCACUUCCGCCUCGGCAGCCCCGUCCACGUUGUUGUCAGAUCUGCGCCUGCGCAGAGGGCGCGCAGCUGCGAGCGCCCGCUGGCUGCUACUUCCUGGAUGCUCGGGUUAGCUUAGCACUGUGUGUGUGUUAGUGUGUGUGUGUGUUAGCGUGUAUUAGUGUGUGUGUGUAUGUGUGUGUGUUAGCAGCAUGAGAGGACCGGAGGCUCCGGGCUGCAGGAGGUGACUUCACCGAGGAGAACACGACAAACAGACGUUUCUGACGGAGCUCAGCUCGACGACAUGGAUUACUGGAGUGCCUUGGAGGUGUACAAGGAGAUGGUCCUGCUGUACCUGGAGGAGGGCCGGCGGCACGUCAACUCCCGCUGCGCUGACCUGGAGCCGUGGCAGAUCAUCGGAGUGACCGUCAUCACCACGCUGGGAGCUGUCUGGGUCAAAGGCUUCCUGUUCCAGCAAGAAAGCCUGAUGUCGCGAAUCAAGAAGCAGUGCUUCCGACUCAUCAGAAAAAUACCCUUCGUUGGCGGAGCGAUUCAGAGUCAGCUGAACAAGGCUUUGGACGACAUGUCUGCCAGCCUGUGCACUCUGAAGAACGGGAUGAGCUACACUAAACAGUUGCCGUCUAAAGGCCUCUCUCAGAGCCAAGUGCUGGACAAAAUCAGAGAGUACGAGACUCUGAAUGAGGUGCCGUGGGAGAAAGGAUGUGUUUCGGGGGCAGUUUACUGGGGCGAUGCAUCCCUGACCAAACUCCUGGUGAAGGUAUAUGGAGAUUUUGCUUGGAGCAAUCCACUUCACCCAGACAUAUUUCCAGGCGUUAGAAAGAUGGAGGCUGAGGUUGUUAGAAUGGCCUGCACGCUUUUCCAGGGCGGACCUGACUCCUGUGGCGCUGUCACUUCAGGGGGAACUGAGAGCAUAUUGAUGGCCUGCAAGGCGUACAGAGACAUGGCGUAUGAGCGAGGUGUCAAAUACCCUGAAAUCAUUGCACCUGUGAGCGUCCACGCGGCCUUUAACAAAGCUGCACAUUACUUCGGGAUGAAGCUCGUUCACAUUCCCCUCGACAAUAAAACAAUGAAAGUAGACGUGAAGGCCAUGAAGAGAGCCAUCAGCAAGAACACAGCCAUGCUUGUGUGCUCAGCGCCGCAGUUUCCCCAUGGAAUCAUAGAUCCCAUUGAGGAAGUAGCCAAGCUGGCUUUACGCUACAACCUCCCCCUGCACGUGGACGCGUGUCUCGGAGGUUUCCUCAUUGUCUUCAUGGCCAAGGCUGGUUAUCCUCUCGCCCCGUUCGACUUCAGAAUAAAGGGUGUUACCAGCAUCUCAGCAGACACCCACAAGUAUGGCUACGCCCCUAAAGGUUCCUCAGUGAUCCUGUACAGCGAUAAAAAAUACCGUCAUUACCAGUACUUCGUGGCUCCAGACUGGCAGGGGGGAAUCUACGCCUCGCCCUCUAUAGCGGGCUCCAGGCCAGGAGGCAUCAUCGCCGCCUGCUGGGCGACCAUGAUGCACAUGGGAGAGAAUGGAUACUUAGACGCCACCAAGAAAAUCAUCAGCACAGCUCGCAAAAUCAAAACAGAAAUCUGCAAGAUAAAAGGCGUGUUUGUGUUUGGGGACCCAGAGGUGUCAGUGGUGGCGAUGGGCUCGGAUGUUUUCGAUAUCUUUCGUCUUUCUAAUGCACUGACGUCGAAGGGCUGGAAUCUGAACACACUGCAGUACCCAUCCAGUAUCCACAUUUGUUGCACAGUUCUGCACACACAGUCGGGGGUCGCGGAUAAUUUCAUUCGUGAUGUCAAAGAGCAGGUCGCCAUCAUCAUGAAGAACCCCAAAGAGAAAACCACAGGAAUGGGAGCGAUCUAUGGCAUGGCCCAGUCCAUCCCAGACAGAUCCAUGGUGACAGAGAUCUCCCAGGGCUUCCUCGACUGUCUCUACAGCACAGAGGUGCCCAAGACUAACACCAGCCACAUGAACGGCAACGGCAAAGCUCACUGAAACAGGAAUCGGGCCCCCGAUGCCUGACUGCAUGCUUGCCUCUCCCCCAGAGCUCAGAGUUAAUCACUCAACAGUUGCCUUAUCUUGCACACCUACAACACAUGAAAACAUCUGUAAACAUCUGUGAAGCACAAGCCAUCGUCAUUUGGGGGAAAUCACUUGUAACACUCUGCGCUCACAGCGCAGAGAAGUGACAGAUUCCAAACACGUUUUAUUCAUUUUAUUUGAUUAACUCAUUGUUGUGGAAGAGUGUGAGUUGGUUUUAUGUUCUCAAUACUCAUUUCAAUUGUAGCUUAUGUUCAAUGCAUCUAUCUCUUACAAUAUACACUGAUUUCACCGUGAAACCAUUCAUUUUCUUUUUCCAAACUCCAGAACAUUUCAGCUCACCAUCACGGCUUCAAAAAUCUGUGAUGACUCAGCAAAAACAGAGACCACUGAAAGCUUGUUAGAAACGCUGUGCUGCCCUCUAGUGGGACAUCUGAUGUGCUGCUCUAGACUGGCUCUGCAUGUGGCAGUAUGACUCAGGCUUUUGGUUAUCAUCAUCCCAUCAUCUCUGGAAAAUAGCGUUCAUAUGAAAAAAGCACUGCAGUGCCCUGACAAGAACAUAUCAGUUGAAUGUGGGACUCACUUGAAACGACAGAUCUCAGAUGCGAUGGUUCGUCUGUAAUCCUGUUUAUCUACAUUGUUUUUGUUUGAAGUCCGGCCACUAUGGUUGGAUUUGUAGACACAGGGAGAAAGUUUUUGAUAGUGAGAGCUUUUAAUGUCAUUAUGCAAUAUUUAAAAAAGCAAGGGAAAAGUAAUAACCACAGCAGGAAUACAUCCGCCACUUAUUUUAUUAAUUGUUUUCAGAUUUCCUCACAGCAGUUGGCUUGUAAAGUAAAUUAAUGAAAGUCAAAAUCUUUUGUCAGACUGGAUUGAAGGCUGUUUCCAACCCUGGUCCACUGUUUAUUAUUAAUUAGCAGUAAUAGUAAUCAGUAGUCUGCCUGUAGUACAUUGUUUUAAUCAUUUGUCUCCUAAUUCAAUCUACCUCAGUUUCUACUCAAUGCAAAUUAUUCAUCCACUGAAACUCAUCCUAACAGGGCCACUGUUUUUUUCCCCAUUAAUCUAACAGAAGCUUCAGAAUGUUCAGGCAUUUAACAAACUAAUAAAGUGUUCUUAAAUACACAGGUGCAUCUAAAAAAUUAGAAUGUAGUGGAAAAGGUUUUUUUUGUAAUAAAUGAAACUUUCAUGUGUUCUAUAUUCAUUACACACAUUUUGUGUUUCAAUGAUUGCGGCUUAAAGUUAUGAAAAUCUAAAAUUCAAUUCUUCAAAAAUAUUCAAAUAUUUCUUAAGAUCAAUUAAAAAAGGGAUUCACAAUAUAAAAAAUUCCAACUUCUGAAAGGUAUGUUUAUUUAUGCACUUAAUACUUAGCCCCAGCUCCCUUACCACUGAGAAAUGGUCCAGUUAUUUUUCUCCUCAGCCCAGAUAUGACACUCCUGACGUUGUCUCUGUCCAAUGUGACAGUCUUAAAAUGAAAUAUUUUGAGAUUGUUAAAAUAAGAAAAAGACUGAAACAUUAGUUUAUGUGUAAUGAGUCCAGGAUAUAUAUUAAUAUUUUCACUUUUUAAAAUAACAAACUUUGAACGAUUUCACGAUAUUCUAAUGUGAGAUGCACCUGUCCUCAUACGAAAAGCAAUCAGAUCCACUGUGACGGAGGUCUCUCUGUCUGAAUGUGGGUAUACUGUGGUAAAAAUGUAAACAUUCACUUACAGGCUAAUAACAAAGUAACAACGUAUACUGUCACACCAAAAGGACUUUGUGUUCUCUUUAUUUCAUGUGAUUUCCUAAUAUUGCUUGUUGUAAUUGUGUUUCCAUGAAAUUACUUCCAUGUUUGUGCAAUAUGUAACUUUUCCUUUUUAUGAAUGAGAAAUGAAGGGGAACGCUCCACUAUUAAUGUUGAAGAGAUACGUUAUUAGAAGUGUAGUGUUGAAUGGUGGCUCAUCAGCCUUGUUGGUGUAGUUUAACCAUUCGUGUUUAUUAGACACUUAAUUUGUGAGUCUUCUUUUUUCGUGAAGCUGUGUUUUUAUUUACAAAGCAGUUAUAAAAGAGAUGAGAUAUGAAUGUAUUUAGGUUAUUACAUGUGCAGGGAUCCACCAUCUUUUAGUCAUUUGCCUGGUUGUAAGACUGAUGACAUAAGACUCGCUGUAAUACCCCCACUAACGGUUGAAGCUUGUACUAUCCAUUCAUCCUUUAAUACUGCAGCCAGUGAAAGGAUGUGGAAACUUAUGCCUGUGCAAAAAAAACAAGGGCUUUUCCAGCAAUGACUCUUCCUUUUUGCUUUGGAGACAUGUCCUCAACAAGUGUGAUGAUUGAAUGGCCAACAAAUCUCUUUUAAAUAAAAACUUUUAAUGAGAA